This is a messenger RNA of Darwinula stevensoni, 4296 nucleotides long. Lineage: Eukaryota; Metazoa; Arthropoda; Ostracoda; Podocopida; Darwinulidae. The record is from the annotation of a GenBank genome assembly.
CAGCAGAGUGGAGGCACCAAAGCCCCCACCAGAACAAUAUCAAGGGAAAUAAACAUUACCUCCAAGGGGGCACCAGGGGAGGUGGGAUCAUGUGUGAUUGGAAUAGAAGCCCAGAAUGAGUUUUUAUUUCCUGAAUACCAUUUGCUCUCUGCCAAGCCCAUCAUCCCAAUAGGUCUUGAUACUGGGCAUCCCAUCCCCACCCGUGCCGAUCAAGCUAAGGCCCUUCGCUAUCCACCGGCACAGCUGUUAUUGACGAAGGCGGACCUGGGCGCCACACGUGAGUGCAUGGAGGAGGCCAUGCCAGAGGACGUAGGAGCCUGGGCUCCUACGGCGAGUGAUGGAAAAGUGUUCCUCUAUUCAAGACAUGAAGACCAGCUGUUGGACACUUUGAAUUUGAAGGUGAAAUGCCUCUGCUUAGCUGUAUCACCUCUCCUACCCCUGGUUGUUGUUGGCACAGACAAUGGGUACCUCAUCCUCAUAUCAACUGAAAAUGAGAAGCUCAGUGUUAAGUGCAAACUCUGUACAUCAGUUAUGAAAGCAGGUGACUUGCUUGUGAGAAAGAACCUCAGUGCAUCAGAAUUGACCAAUGAGUGCUUACUCCAUCUUCGCUUCCCUUGCACUGCUUUUGCUGUCAAGCCACCUCAUGUCUUCACUGCCAGUUAUCACAAUCGAGCAAUCAUUCAUUGGCAACUUAGAUGCAGAGAUGGAAGUCACGAGGUCCUUGAGUACAUGCGGGAGAUCCCAACACUGCACUCUUUAAGGAUUGAAGUAUUGAUUCCUGGUACAAAUGUGUACUGCUGUGGUAGAGAUGGAAUGCUUACAGAAAUAUCUGCAUGGAAUGGUGAUUGUCCAAAAACAGAAGUGAGUGAGAAGUUUGGUCAUGAAGGGUAUCGAUGUUCCAGAUACUGUCCAUCACAGUCUGAUCUGCUUGUUGUGAAGGCAAAUCAAGUUCUUUGGAAGCACAUAGACAUCAGUCCGAGUGUAUACAACUUGACCAGUUCUAUGGACAUGGGUAUGGUUCAAGAGGAAGAGGAGGCAUUUAGAGAACUCCCACUUAUAGAUCUCAAUUGGAAUGAAAGCAUCCAUGAUCUUACCAUAGAAGACAGACGUUUGCAGUCAAUUCGAGAAGUUGAAAUAAUCAAGUACUCCCCCAUGAAAGAAAAGCUUCAGGAAGAUCUCAGAGACAUCAUGAGUGGGCUCAGCUCUUUGCUAGACCUCAAUACAGUUUCUGAGGAAUUGUACCGUUUAGAGAGCAAAGAUUUCAUGCUAAAUGUUGGAGAAUAUCAGAAUUUGCAGUCUUCACAUAAGGGGCAACUUGUCCAACUGAAACAGACUUUGAAAAUGGACGAGUUGAAGUACUUUUACUGGGCUAAGGAAUUGCGGUAUCAGAAGCAUGAGGAUAAUAGUCAAAGUAUCCUUGGCAGCCACUGCCCCCCAGGCCUUUUCACUGCUCUUGAGGACACCUUGAAGCUGUUGCAUCCACAGGAAGAACUGAAUUCAACAAAAAAGAAGAUGGAGCAAAUUCUCCUGUUGGAGCUCCUCAUAUAUGAGGCAAAGAAGCAUUUCAAUGCACAUUUUCAGCAUUUAUGGAGCAAGAAAGAACGUAUGAUUCAGAUAUUUGAGGAGCGCAAUCAGAGAAUGGAAGUUAUUAAGAAAGAGCUUGAGUUUUUUGGUUGCCUGAAUUCAUUUUUUCCUAUUGGUCUGCCAUUCUGGCAUUUAGUGGCAAAUGAGAUGAAGCAGCAGAAUGAUGUUCUGAACCUUAGGAUUUCAAAACAUGGCACAAGCCCUGAUGGGCAAGGAAUCGAAGGAGCAUCUCAGAAUGGAAAGUCAUCCCUGAGUCAGUCUUUAGACACAGCUGCUACAUCCCAUUCUCACGAGGCAAAAUCCAAUAGUUCCCUUUCAUUUGAAAAAAGCACCUUCUUCCAAGAAUCUCUUCAGCGAAUGAUGGAAGGAGUGCUGGAACUCCCUUGGCAAGAGGUAUUAAAGAAAGAUAUUCCCAAACCAGAUUUCUUGACUCUAAAGACUACAUCCGAUUGGACUGCUGAAGAAAGACAUGAGCAUGGAGAAUAUCUUGCCAAAGUGAAAAAGAGAGAAGCUGAUCGUAGGGCCUAUUGCAGAGCUUUGAGCAAGGAGGUCCAAACUUUGAGAAAAGCUAUUGAAAGUGAAAGUCAGGAGUUCGAUGCCCAGAUGGAAGAUGCAAUGAGGUUGCGUAGGAUUGUGACGAUUGUUAUUCGCAGGAUGGAGCACAUUAUGGCUUCCUUAUCACGUGAAGUUUAUGUCCAGAGACAGCUCGAGCUUAAAAUUGAAGCAACUCGAGAAUCCAUUCGAGUAUCAGAGGCAGAGAGGUGUCUCCUCUGUGAAAAACACUCGGACAUCAUUAGUGCAAAGGAAUCAAGUGACCAAAGACUGAAUUCUCUCAGGUUGAAAUUUGCCAACAUUGAGCAAUCUUUCUGUGAUCUUUGUAUUCGACUAAGAUCUGAUCAAGUGACUGUUCUUAGAAGCUGGUUCAAGGCAAGUUCAUUGAUGACUGAAGCCCCUAGGGUGCCUGAUAGGCCACAAGGUAUAGAUGAUAAAACAUGGAAGAAAGCCUGUCAUCUUUGCAAGCAAGGACAUCUCCUUCAGAAGGCACUUGGUGCAGAAGAGAAAGUGAGGAGUGAUUUAGACCCUGAAUGGGCUCAAAAACUUGUAAACCUUCAUACAGUAGAGUGCAAACUGAAGAUGAUGAAUGAGGAAGUUUCUCAGUUGAUCUCAGAAUGGGAGGCCUGCAGUAAAAAUGUGAAAAUCUGCAUUCCAGUUCCCAUGGCUCAACUUUGCUGUUGCAACAUGCAGUUGGGUAUCUUUUGUCCUCCACCUUCUUUGUCAAUGAUAGAGUUCCAAGAAGCAGAAACUAUCAAGCAGCAAGUAGAUAAACUGGAAUCCAGUCACAGAGACAAGGUGCAGAAGCGAAGAGAUGUUGAUUAUGAGAUUGCUUGCAUGGAAUGGGAACAGGAGUACCUUGAAACAAAGAUGUGCUUCCUUCGUGAAGAUAUCAGUAACAUCAAUAAGUUGUCUUUGAGCAAGGAAAUUCAAAGAGUCUUGCAGAGUGGAAUGAAAGAGCAAGCAUAUGCUGCUCAGAAACUAGAUACCAUCUUGCAACAGACCAAAAUGACAAAGGAGUUCCAUGAGGUCUGGAUGCAUCGAGUGCAGCAGCACUUGGCUUCUCUCCAACAUCAUAUUACAGAGAGAGAAGAGGAAAAUUUGGAAUUUGCCAAGUACACAGAUGAGUUGACUCAAACUCUCAGACAGCAAUCAAUCCAAGAUCAAGAUGUUCAUUUAAGGACAUCAAUGCGAAUGGAUUUUGCCAUUCAGAAGAGGCAGCUUCAAGACAUCAUUCAGAUUCAACAGGACCAGAUGAAGAAACUUAGAGAUGAAAUUCACCGUCUUAAGUGGACCACUGAAACUCAGAUUUGGAUGCUUAGAGCUGGUUGCAGUGGUCCAUUGAAGAGAGUCAUGUCUCGUCUCCUGUUGGUGUUUGACUUUGAUCACACCAUCAUUGAUGGGAACAGUGACGUUCUGGUCCAGGAGCUAGCACCAAAUGGAAAGAUCCCUCCCCACAUCAAGUCCUUGUAUACUGAUCGUGGGUGGACACCAUUCAUGCGGGAGGUGUUUGUCUAUCUUCAUCAAAAUGAAGUCACAUCUUCCCAGAUCCAAAACUUUAUGAAAGAACUUCCUUUUGCACCUGGAAUGUCUGCCCUCCUUUCUCAUGUCUUACAGAAACAAGACUCCAUUGAAGCCAUUAUCAUCUCUGAUUCUAAUCAAUGUUUCAUUCAGACUAUUUUAGACAACAAAGGAUUCACUUCUAUUUUUAAGAAGGUAUUUACAAAUCCAGCUUCCUUUGAUGCAGAUGGAGUCCUAAGGCUUAAGCCAUAUCAUCAGCAAAACUGGUGCGAACUGUGCACAACUAAUUUGUGUAAGGGCUCUGUGAUGGAGGGCCAUAUAUCUGAUGCAACAAGGAAUGGGAGUACAUUUGAUUGCAUUGCAUACAUUGGUGAUGGCAGCAAUGAUAUCUGUCCAUCUUUACGACUGGGUGAGCGUGAUAUUGUCUUUCCUCGUGAAGGAUACAGCCUUCAGAAGAAACUGGAAAAAUUCCAGAAUCAAGUCAAAUGCCAGGUGGUGUCCUGGGAAGAUGCUGGCACCAUCUGGAGUGCACUACAGAAGCACAUGUGACAUUCCCUAUUGUGUGGAUGCUCCCCAUUGCAAGAAAAGGGUAAUUGGACUUCAAUAGAAUAAACACAUAUUUAGGUUUCAUUGAACAAA